Molecule: messenger RNA, 7035 nt
Organism: Closterium sp. Yama58-4
Lineage: Eukaryota; Viridiplantae; Streptophyta; Zygnematophyceae; Desmidiales; Closteriaceae
Source: the annotation of a GenBank genome assembly
AUGGCUGCGACGCGGAAGGCCGGAGACGCGAACGGCGCGGCGUCGGAGGAGACCGUGGUGGCAGAGGUCACCGCGCAGCCGCACGGCGCCGUGCUUGUGCUAGACGAGAAGUCGCGCAAGGUGGUGGCGGCGAGCGAGAACGUGCUGCUCUUUAUCCCAGACGUGCGCGCGGCGGGCGGAGUGGCUGCGUCGGAACACGCGGGCGCGUCCGCGGUCAUAGGGCGCCACCUUAGCGAUGUCUUCACCACCUCUCAGACGCUGUCGGACCUGGAAGCGCUGGUUCAGCGCACAACGGCGCACAGCGCAAGCGCGUGUCAGAUCAGCGGGCCGCGCCCGGGGCAGUCGUACUGCGUGUCGGCGUGCCGCACGGGCGCGGGAGUGGUGCUGAGCGUGGAAGACGACAACGAGCAAGACUUACAAGAGGUCGAUGUCCCUCCUCCGUUAUCGGCGCCGGGAGGGCCGAGCCCGGCGUCGGCGGCGCCGUCGCUGCCGUUCCACCAGCUGGCGCGGCGCGCCAUCGACCGCAUGCAGAGCAUCAACAGCGUGUCGCCGCACGUGCACGCCUUCUGCGACGCCGCCGCGCAGGAGCUGCGCACGCUGACGGGGUACGACCGCGUCAUGAUCGCGCACAUCACCGAAGAAGCCUGCUGCAAGAUCAUAGCGGAGUCAUGUGUGAGCGAGCUCACAUCGUUCCGCGGAAAGCACUUCCCUCUGCCGCCCGUGCCCAAGAUAUGGACGGAUGAGGCCAUCAAGCAGCACAUCCCCAUGCGCUUCAUCUAUGACACGUCAGCAGGGCAAGUGCCCAUUCGCCACGUGGCCUCCCUAUCCACCCCGCCUGAUCUCAGCCUCUCCCCACUCUCAGGCGUGGAGAGCGCGCAGAGGCAGCUGCUGCGCGCAAUGGGCGUGUGCGCGGUGCUGCUGAUGCCACUAGCGCUGCACGUGGGGGAGCGGCACGUACUGUGGGGCUUCGUGCUCUUCCACCACUACAACCGCCCCUGGACCGUCACCUGCGCGCACCGCGCCGCCUGCACCUUCAUCGUUCAGGCCCUGCGCGCGCACCUAGCGACGCGGGUGAAGAGCGAGGAGCGCGCGGAGCGGCGUCGGCAGGAGGCGAUGCAGACGAGCAUCUGUGACCGGCUGACGUACCAGGUGGCGCCGUCCCUCGUCACGGAAAGCCCCUCCAUCAUGGACCUCGUGCCAUGUGACGGAGUGGCAUACGUGCACACGGAGAGGGCGCAGGUGGUCACCUUUGGCACGUGCCCCACAGACGACCAGGUGCUGGCCAUGGUGGCAUGGAUGCAGAGCUCAUCCCGCCUGUGCGCGACCAAGCCUGUGUUCGCGCCACUGGUGUCCUCCUCUGCGCGUCCGGGCGACUGGGGCCCUGCAUGGGCGCUGCACUGCACCGUGGCCGCUGCUGCCAUCGCUGACGCUGACGUGCUGCUCUGGUUCCGCCACCGCCAGCAGCGUCAUCUGGACUGGGCGUGGACAGAGCCGCUCACAGCAGGGGCGCCGCACUGCGGCACGGGCAAGGGGGGCACGGGCAAGGGGGGCACGGGCAAGGGGGGCACGGGCAAGGGGGGCGGUGCUGACGGCACCAAGGGGGGCAGGAGAGAGAGUUGGCUUGGCACGUGCCCGUUUGAUGUCUCUGUUGCACUUGUGCGAUUCCAUUCUCACCCGCCCUUGCUUCUCUCCCGUCUGCCUGCUUCUCCUCCUCUGCCCUGUUUCCCUCGCUCCACCUCCUUCCCCCUCUUCCCCUCCUCCCACCUCCCACCUCCUCAUCCCCAUCCCCCCCCCCCCCCCCCCUCCCCCUCCUCCCCACUCCUCCCCACUCCUCCCCUUCCUCCCCCCGUUCUCCCCCUUCCCCCCGUUCUCCCCCUCCUCCCCGGGCAUGGUGGCAUGGCAUGGCAGGUGAGUGCAGUGGAGGGGCUGCAGCGCAUGGCGUACGACGCGCUCAGGGGCAACAGCGAGCCCAUGAAGACCAUGAUCCUCGUGCGGCUGAACGAGGAGAGGCUGAGGGCGAUGCAGGACCUGGCGAUAGUGGCUCGGGACCUGGGGCGAAUGAUGGACAUCGCACACACGCCCAUCCUCGCUGUCGCCCGUGACGGCCGCAUCACCGAGUGGAACCAGCGCCUCGCACACCUCACCCGCCGCCCCAAGGCGUCAGUGGUGGGGCAGCUGCUGUCAUCGGUGGUGUGUCCAGGCAGCAUGCAGCAGCUGGAGGCGCGGCUGCAGCAGGUGAUGGCGGGCAAGGGGCAGGCUCAGGAACACGUGGAGAUCCUCCUGCGCUGCCCGCCCAAGGGCAAGCCCGCGCCUGGCGCACCCGGCGGGAAGGGGCACGGGAACGGCAGCGACGGAGACGGGGAGGAGGAGGAGGAUGAGAAGGAGGAGGGGAAGGAGGCGGGUGAGGAGGGCGGGGAGGGUGAGGAGGAGGAGGAGGUGAUGGUGCUGAUGGCGACGGUGUCCCCCCAGCGGGACGGGCUGAAUGAGAUCGUGGGGGCGACGAUGAUUGGGCAGGAUGUGACGGAGCAGCGCCGCACCAUGCAGCAGUGGGCGGAGAAUGAGACGCGCGCCGUGCCCAGCGACUAUGAGCAGAUCCUGGACAAGGCCAGCAUGCCCAUCUGGGCUGUGGAUAAGGAUGGAAGGAUUGUCGAGUGGAAUGCGUCCAUGGCUAAGACGAGCGGCAUCAGCAAGGAGCAGGCGGUGGGGAAGCGAAUAAUGGGCGACCUGGUGGGCGACGAGCGCGUGCUGAUGGUCCCCGACAGCGACACGCUGCUCUCCCUCGACUUCGCCAUCCAGCGCGCCCUCGCCGGCCACCGCACGCCCACCCUCAACUUCCGCUUCGUCAACCACGAGGGCCGCCAGGUCGAGUCGGUCAUCAGCAUGCGCGCGUGCCACGACCCCAGUGAUGAUGAUGCCGGCGGGGCGGACGGAGGAGGCGCGGGGAAAGGCUCGCGCGUGCUGUGCUUCAUGCAGGACGUGACCAUGCGGAAAGCGGUGGAGAAGGCCAUGGUGGUGCGGCACGCGGCGGAAGCGGCGGAAGAUGCGAAGUCCAGGCACCUGGCUUUCCUGUGCCAUGAGAUUCGCAACCCGCUGAAUGGUAUCCUCGGGAAUAUCACCUUCAUGGAGGAUACGCGGCUGUCGGAGGAGCAGCAGGAGCUGGUGGAAACCACCGCGACGUGCGGUUACCAGCUGCGGAAGAUCGUGGAGGAUGUGUUGGAUAUGAGUCAGAUACAGGAGGGGCGGAUAGAGCUGGAGAGGCAUGAGCUGCACCUGCCGCGGAUAGUGAACGCGGUGGUGAGCCAGGUGGGGCUGGCUGCGGCUAAGAAGGGCCUGCAGCUGUAUGCGAACAUCGACCCGCGCUGUAACGACGUGCGCCCGCUCGGAGAUGCUCCCAGGCUGCAGCAGAUCCUAUCCAACUUCGCAUGGAACGCUGUCAAGUUCACCCACGCGGGGUGGGUGGAGAUCGGCAUUGCCAUGGACCACACGCACCUCCCCUCGCCCUCCUCCUCCUCCUUGUCCGCUCUCUCCAAGUCAGCAUCCGGCGCAAGCGGCAAGGGCAAGGCGGGCAGCAGCAGCGGGGGAGGAGGCGAGGGCGCGGAGGGCGAGCAGGAGAGCGCGCGGUUUGUGUUUCGAGUGGCGGACUCGGGGGAGGGCAUCCCGGAGAGCCUCAAGCAGCGCCUCUUUGAGCAGUUCGCUACUGGCCGCAAGUCCGCCUCCAGCCAGUACGGCGGCACAGGCCUAGGCCUGUCAAUCUGCCAGCAGCUAGCGUCGCUGAUGGGAGGGGAGAUCAAGUGCACAUCGGAGGUGGGCAAGGGCUCUGUCUUUUCCCUAGAAGUGCAACUGCACCUCCUCCCCCCCCACACCCACACCACCGCUGCUGCCACCACCCCAAAGGCCCUACCCGCGCCCCCUUCCCCUUCUUCCUCCCCCGCCUCAUCCCCUCCGCGCUCCCCUUCCGCCCCUGGCCCCCUGGCUCUGCGUCCGCGCUCUCCCCCACCCGCUCAAGCCUCUGGCGCUGCUGUGCUGGCUGCAGGCGCGGGGGUGGGUGAGGGGGCGGGCAGUGCGGUAGGGCAGGCGCGGGGGCAGGCAGAAGGGGGAGCAGUGCGGCAGCAAAGGGACGGGAGGAAGGGGGGAGUGGUGGAGGGAGGCAGUGGGGAGCAGGGUGGGGGGGGUGCGGGGAUGGGGAGCGAUGGAAGUGAGUUGGAUAAGAAGGAGCAUGGUGAAGGGUGGUUGCAGGGUAAGGGGACGGGCGAUUCUGGGUUGAGGGUGCAGCAGCAGCAGCAGCAGCAGCAGCAGCCGCAGCAGCAGCAGCAGCAGCAUGGAGGGAGAGAGGCGGUGGUUUCUGAACGAGCAUUGGAGCACAGGGGAGGAGCGGCGAGGGGUGGGGAGCAAAGCACUCAGCUGGCAAGUGCGGGGCAUGCAGCAGCAGGCACACACCGGCGCGGCCAUUCAGAUCCAGCAGCACGGGCAGUGGCUUCGGUGGUGACAGGGGGAGGGGGAGGAAAGGAGGGAGAGCCGGUGUUCGGACAACUGGGAGGAGGAGGAGGAGCAGGAGGAGCAGGAGGAGGAGCAGGAGGAGGAGCAGGAGGAGGAGCAGGAGGAGGAGCAGGAGGAGGAGCAGGAGGAGGAGCAGGAGGAGGAGCAGGAGGAGGAGCGGAAGGAGGGGGUGGUGAGUUCCGAGAGCCAUCGUUUCAGUCAGGAGAGGCAGCAUCAUCAGAGGGGCCUGCAGCGCACAUGCUGCACACGCUCUUACUCAACUCCCGCCUCCACAAAUCAUCCCCCUCGCUCCGCCCGCCCCCAUCAGCAACCUCUCCUCCCAAGCGAAGCCCAUCCACCUCCUACUCCUCUGCACACCCCAUCAUCCAUCCCUCCUCCUCCUCGCCCUCCCUCCCCUCUCUACCCGUCUCCUGCUCCGCCCCCCCUGCCUCGUCCACUCCCACCAUCCCCCCUUCUCCCCGCCCUCCCUCUGCCCCGCGCUCGCCCUGCCGCCCACCCACACCAGGGAAGGGGGGAGCGCAGAGAGGGAGUGGGGGAGGGAGCAGCUUGGCAGGUGCAUCAGGCACAGCAGGUGCGCGCAGCAGUGUGAGCGGCGGUUUGGAAACAGGUCGGCAGCAGCAGCAGCAGCAGCAACAGCAGCAGCAGCAACAGGAACAGCUGCAGCAGCAGCAGCAAGCACCACAGCAGCAGCGUUUUCAGCAGGGCCUUCCUGGGCUGGCAGUUGUGGUGGAGCAGGGGUACGAUGAAUCGCACGCCACACCUUCCCACCACACUGCACCGCAUGGCUCCUCUCCUGCUUCUUCCUCUGCUGCUGCCGCCGCUGCCGCUGCUGCUGCUGCUGCUGCCGCUGGUGUCGCUGCUGGUGAUGGUGGCAGUUUCAGUGAAGCGAGUCCAGCAAGUAAUCUGCCUGGGGGGUUCAACAUUGAAGCACUCACAUCAGGCAACCAGCCUGACCCCAGCAACCCUUGGACCUUCGACCACCACACCAGCCCGCAGCACUACAGCCACUACCCGCCACUGCCCCGUGCCGGCGCCCCAUCUCCCCGUCAUAUGGCCGCCUCGCCCGAAGCCAUGCGCGCUGACUCGCUGCUGAGUCAGCUGCCGUCCUCGGUGUUCCACCUGGCGCGGCCGGCACUGAGGGAGCGAAUGGCAGCCUCGUCCAGCGGAGCCACCCCCACUCGCUCCUUCACCGAUCCAUCCCGCCGCUCCUUCCCCCCCCGCUACCCCCCGUCCGAUGCUCCCUCUGCUGCUGCAGCCAACGGUGCUGCUGGUGCCAGUGGCGGCAGCAGCGGCAUUCUGCAGAGGUCGCUGUCGUCUCCUUUAACCGGUGCUCCAGCACCGAUCCGUGGCAUUCCGUCAGCAGCAGCAGCAGCAGCGCACUCACAGCAUGCCGCUGCGUCGCUGAUUGCGCCGCCCCCUGCCAGCAGACCCAUGGCAGCGUGUGCGGAUGGGAGUGUGGAGGGAGUGGGCGAAGGAACGAAGGUGGUGGCGAGCGAUGCUGUGGCGGUGCUUGUGGAGCUGACUGUGGGGUCUACGGUGCGGCAGCAGUGGGGCGCCAUGCCCUGCCCGCCCCCCAUCACGCCUGCCCUCAUGCUCCCCGCUGCCACCUCGCAGGCUCUCUCCGCUGCUGCUGCUCUGUUCGGGGUUACUCUGGCUGGCGGGGCAGCAGGGGCAAGGGGGACAGCAGGGGCAGGGGGGGUGGCAGGGGCAGGUUUGGUGGCGGGAGCAGGGGGGGUGGCAGGCGCAGGGGGGGUAGCAGGAGCAGGGGGGACAGCAGCAGGGAGCUCACCAUACUUCUCUCGAGAAGCAUCGAAGCUCAUGGGCGCUUUGAACAUGUCUCUGCACAAGGCAACAACUGCCCCUGCCGCCCUCGCUGCACCCACCCAGCAAGAGCCCUUGCCUGUAACAGGAGGCGUAACGGCAGCAGCGGCAGCGACAGGAGCAGGGGCAGGGGCAGCGAUACCAGGCACAGCAAGCAGUGCACGGAGCCUGCCGGUGCCAAGAGUGGAAGGGGCGCAUGGAGCAGGGGCAAGGCAGGCUGGUGGCUCGGGCGAGGCGGGGGAGAAGGAGUUUAAGGUGCUGGUGAUUGAUGAUGAGCCUGUCAACAUACGGGUGGUCAGGCGAACUCUUGAAAGGGCGCAGUUUGAGGUGGUGGCGGGGUCCGAUGGCACGGACGCCGUGGAGCGAGUCAUCAAGCGCGGAGAGCGCUUUGAUGCUCUGCUGCUUGAUGAGAGGCUCAAAGUUAUGAAUGGCAGUGAGGCGUGCAUGCGUGUGAGAGAGUAUGAAGCAGCCAAUGGGCUCCUGGAGACGCCGAUUGUGGCCAUUUCAGCCAAUGUGGAGCCUGACGAUAUUAGGCGGUAUGCCAUGGCAGGGUAUUCAGCUGUGCUUGGAAAGCCAAUCAAUGUGCGAACAGCAGGCACCCGGUUACGUGCUCUUUUGAAAGCUUUUAAGCCGCCCACGCCGAGUCGGCGGGCGGAGCUACAACAAGGCUCUAAUGUGAAGAUAUGCAGGGAGGACGAGAUGAUAAUUUUCUCUUGA